This is a messenger RNA of Aspergillus melleus, 1344 nucleotides long. RefSeq names its product MCT family MFS transporter. Gene Ontology annotation, biological process: transmembrane transport. Gene Ontology annotation, molecular function: transmembrane transporter activity. The record is from RefSeq and is a predicted model, not a curated record. Gene Ontology annotation, cellular component: fungal-type vacuole membrane. NCBI's taxonomy places the organism in Eukaryota, Fungi, Ascomycota, Eurotiomycetes, Eurotiales, Aspergillaceae. Bases 1 to 1344 code for a protein of 447 amino acids. The transcript is spliced from 4 exons.
AUGUCGUCCAGUCCUCGCACCUCCAAGGAGAACCACGAUCUCCAGCCGUGGGAUAACAAUGAGAGUCGCUCGUCUGUGACAGUGUCGGGCUCGCCGAAUGGGCAGCCUGUUUCCGAGGAGAAGGACAUCUCUCUUCCCCCGGAUGGAGGCCUUGAAGCUUGGUUGGUUGUUGUCGGCGCGUGGUGCACCUCGUUUUGUAGCUUUGGCUGGGUGAACAGUAUUGGCAUCUUUCAGAGUUACUACGAGUCGAACAUGUUGAAGAACUAUUCGUCCAGCACCAUUUCUUGGAUCCCUUCUUUGCAGGUGUUCUUCAUGUUUGCGAUGGGUCCUAUUGUCGGAAAAUUGUACGAUGCCUUUGGUGCAAGAUACUUGAUUAUCGGAGGCACUUUCUUCCACGUCUUCGGUCUCAUGAUGGCCUCUAUUUCGACCGAGUACUACCAGAUCCUGCUCUCGCAGGGUGUGUGCAGUGCCAUUGGCGCGUCCGCUAUAUUCCAACCUGCCCUCAACUCCGUUAGCGUUUGGUUCAACAAGAAGCGUGGUAUCGCUUUCGCCACACUUUCUACCGGCUCCAGCGUCGGCGGUGUCAUCUUUCCCAUCAUGCUUGAGCGUCUAGUCCAGCAAGUCGGGUUCCCCUGGAGUAUGCGCAUCUCCGCAUUUAUGAUCCUCUUUUUGCUCGCGAUCGCCAUCGUUACUGUCAAGGCGCGCACGACUGGCCCCAAGUCCGCCAACCCCGGCAAGACCACCCUUCUUCAUCCCUUCAAGGAGCCAGCCUUUGUCCUCACCCUAUUCGGUUACAUGCUUCUCACCUACGGCGUUUUCAUUCCCAUCAACUACGUCAUCGUCGAGGCCGAGCUGAACGGCAUGUCCGCCAACCUAGCCGCAUACCUCCUCCCCAUGCUCAACGCGGCCAGUCUCUUCGGUCGUCUCGGCGCGGGCUUCGUGUCGGACAAGCUCGGUCGGUACAACAUUUUCAUCGCCAUGUGUCUGGUCGCGGGUGUGUUGGUCCUGGCGCUCUGGAUCCCCGCUGCCAGUAAUGCGCCCACGAUCGUCUUCGCCAUCAUCUUCGGUUUCGCUUCCGGUGCGUACGUCAGUCUCUCGCCGGCGCUUGUCGCGCAGAUCUCUCCCCUCACGGAGAUCGGAUAUCGCACUGGUCUGCUGUUCUUGUUCGCGUCGGUCGGUGGCUUGACUACCAGCCCGAUUGCGGGUGCUAUUUUGGCGAAUGCCGGCGGCAAGGACUUUACGAACGUGAAGGUUUUCUCGGGUGUGUUCUUGCUCGGAGGGACGGUGUUUGUGAUUGCGGCCAGGAUUAUGAAGACAGGGUUGAAACUGGGCGCGAAGUUCUAG